This is a messenger RNA of Peromyscus californicus insignis, 2011 nucleotides long. RefSeq names its product protein CutA homolog. The transcript is spliced from 6 exons. The coding region runs from base 1 to 474 and encodes 157 amino acids. Lineage: Eukaryota; Metazoa; Chordata; Mammalia; Rodentia; Cricetidae. Gene Ontology annotation, biological process: response to metal ion. The record is from RefSeq and is a predicted model, not a curated record. Gene Ontology annotation, molecular function: copper ion binding.
AUGGACAGGCCGGAACCACGGUGCCCUCCACCAGGCUCCCUCAGGCUAUUUGUCCUUACAUGCCUCCUGAUCCUGACAGCUGUUCUGACGUAUCCUGUGCUCAGGACCGUUAGCCUCUGGUUCCACUCCUCCCUCACUAGGAGCUAUGUCUCUGGCACUUACUCCAUCGUUUUUGUCAACUAUCCCAAUGAGCAAAUUGCCAGAGAUGUUGCCAGGGCCAUACUGGAUAAGAAGUUGGCAGCUUCUGUGAACAUCUUGCCUAAGACAUCUUCACUGUACUUUUGGAAGGGAGAAAUAGAAGAAUCCACUGAGAUCUUGUUGCUAAUAAAGACAAAGACUUCCAAGGUCUCCAGGCUGUCCACCUACAUGAGGUUGGCUCAUCCUUUUGAAAUCCCAGAGGUCUUCAGUAUUCCCAUGGACCAAGGAGAUGCUCGCUAUUUAAAGUGGCUUGAGGAGGGCAUGAAGGAGAACUAAGCAGAGAGACCGCACAGGCUGCUGGCUGGCUGGCAGGCCUUUCUUGACUGUGCUCUGGGGAAGGCAGGCCUUCUUCCACCUCCCUAGGGGGUUCCUGACGGCGCAGAGGUGACCUGUGCAUGCUGACUGAAGGACUGAGAAUUUCAAGACUGGGGGUGAAGGCCAGCCAGGCCUGUGAGAACCAAGUGGAGCCUGUGUCCGCCAGAGGGUGUGACGGUGAUAAUGCAGGGACCGAGGGGAGGUGACCGUGAGGGCACUGGGCCUACCAUAAGUGCCCCGGGUGUAAUUGAUCCUCUGCUUCUCGUAGGGACAGAGGGCCUUCCUCACCUAGGUGUGUGUGGGAUAAAUGUCUUCUAAAAACACUGACAUGUGCUCUGUUCAAAAUGAUGAAUCAUAGUGGUAGAGUUUCAGGGGUCAACAGAAUUUUCUUGUUAGAGAGGCUUUUGUUGCUCCUGAACUUGCAGAGGUGAGGCUGGGAAGGGGCUUCUUGAGCCUAUACAGGCUAGGGGAAUAUUAGAGUUUCAACACAGCCUUGUGGGCUGAGAAUGUCUUGACUUAAUAUAAUAGACAUGCAAAGAAAGACCCUGGAGACCUAGGUUCUCAGCCCUUGGCACCUGCUAGGCCAGGGUUUUUCAGAUCUGCUGUACAGAGCUUCUAGGGCUGGCAGAGAAACCCCUGAACUUCUGGAGGAAUGUAGCCCCCAUCCACAUCCCAAGUGGAGGUGGCAGAAGUGUGUCAAUUCCCCCAUUGAUAUACAGUAUCAAGAAAAACUUCACUUCAUGGAAUUCCGUACAGGGAGGCAUGCUGAACUACAGUCUAGCCUCGGUUUCUCAUCCCAUGCUGAGGGCUCUCUACACCUGUCCCAAGGAUCUCUGGUGAAGGGAACAAUGGACAUGGGGAUGCUGAGCCCAAGGCCAUGAAAAGGGAGAGUUGAACCAGGCCCUCUCCAUGAAUCUCACAAGGUAACUCCAUGAUGGGGGCACCCAUAGGGAGCUGGAGUCAGGAUCCAGACAGCUAUGGUGUCCUGGUUUCUUCUGUGGGGCGGGGUGUUGUUAAAUACACCAGGUAGAACCAGGUCCUAGUUCUGAUAGCUGCUGUGUGUCUCCCACCUUGUGCCCCAAAUAGCAGAUGUUGAAGGGUCUCCAAGGGCCAUCAGUGAGAACCUGAUCAGGACUGAGGCCCUUCCAAAGGGCCAGAGAAUUCCACUGGUAGUUUUAAGGGCUGAGGAACGGAGAUGUCCUUGGUCUUAAAGCCCAGUUCUGAGGUAUCUACAAGUCUUGAAAACCCUACUUAAGAUGUACUCAGGACCCUGAUGUACCAUCAGGGUUGCUUCCCUAGAAGCAAAGCCCAGUUUCUAGAUCUUCCUUCCUUCCUGUUCCGAUCACGUCUCAGUGCACCUCACUGUGCACUGUCCCUGUGUUCAUAUGUCCUUUCCACCUGGUGUCACUCCUCUGAAAAGCCUCACUUCAGGCUGGAUCAUGAGGUGCUGGAGGUCAGAAGCAUGUCUGAAUCUUGUUGUUUCUUGCACAAGGUUUGG